UGAAACGGACAACACUCAACCGGAAGUACUUCUAACUGGAGCGCGUGACUCUGUUUUUUCAAAAUGGUGACUGGUUGGCGCGAUAAUUCUGUCUGAGUGUUUUUGUCUUCAUGGUAGAGUUUAAGGAAGUUUGAUAGAGAGCUAGCUGUGUUUGUGAGAGUUUAAAAUGUCUAAAGUCCACACACUGAGAGGUUUAGUGAAGCAGAGACUGACUGCGGCUGCUGAAGAGAUAUUUGAGCUGUUUGAAAGAACGAUAGCAGAGUACGAGGAGCAACUUAGUCGAUCAGCAGAGGAGAACCAGCGACAACAGAAACUACUGGACGCUGUUUACAACCCGGAAGUCCGUUUACACAGAGCAGUGUUUCCUGCAGACGCCCAGCAGCUGUUGGAGAUUAAAGAAGAGGUUCCCUUUGAGCAGCAGGAGAGGAGCUCCAGUCCAGACCAGGAGGACCCAUCAGAUCCACCACACAAUAAAGAGGAACGGGAGGAACUGUGGAUCAGUCAGGAGAGAGACCAGCUUCAAGGACUGGAGGAGGCUGAGACCAGCAAGGUCACAUUGACUCCUGUCCCUGUGAAGAGUGAAGAUGAUGAUGGAGAGAAACCUCAGCCCUCACAGCUUCAUGAAAACCAAACUGAAGAGAACAGAGACACAGAGGGUUUGAAAACAGAAGAAGAUGAAGAGGAACCUCAGUCCUCACAGCUGUCUCAAAUACAAACUGAACAGAUGGAGACAGGAGCUGACAGAGAGGACUGUGGAGGACCAGGACCAGACAGGAGCAGGGAUCCAGAUAGUGAGGUCACGACAGAAGACUCUUCUGAAGCUGAGACUGAAGACAGUGUUGAUUGGGGAGAGAUGACAGAACAUCAGUCAGGGCUAGACUCUGUGAAGCAGAGAAAUAAAGAACGAAAAGAGACAAAGAAGAAACCACACAGCUGCUCUGAGUGUGGGAAAACAUAUAAGGAUAAAGGACUGUUAGCUGAACACAUGAGGACUCACACAGGAGAGAAACCCUUCAGCUGCUCUCAGUGUGGGAAAAGGUUUUGCAAGAAAAGCAUAUUGAACGGACACAUGAAAAUUCACACAGGAGAGAAACCCUUCAGCUGCUCUGAGUGCGGUAGGGGAUUUCUCAAGAAACGAGAUCUUCAUCGACACAGCAUAGUUCACAAGUCAGAGAAACCCUUCAGCUGCUCCGAGUGCAGGAAAACAUUUAAGGACGGUAGGAAUCUGAACCUACACAUGCUUACUCACAGUAAAGAGAAACCCUUCAGCUGCUCUGAGUGCGGGAAAAGGUUUAACCAGAAAGCUAAUCUUUCUAGACACAUACAGAUUCACAAGUCAGAGAAACCCUUCAGCUGCUCUCAGUGCGGGCAAAGGUUUACUCAAAGCAGAUAUCUGAUCAAACACGGGCAUAUUCACAAGUCAGAGAAACCCUUCAGCUGCUCUCAGUGCGGGAAAAGGUUUACUCAAAGCAGAUAUCUGAUCAAACACAGGAAUAUUCACAAGGAAGAGAAACCCUUCAGCUGCUCCGAGUGUGGGAAAAGGUUUAACCAGAGAGGGAAUCUGUCUAGCCACAUGCUUCUUCACAGGGAAGAGAAACCCUUCAGCUGUUCAGUGUGUAAGAAAAGAUAUAACUACCACAAAGGUCUGCGCAGACACAUGAAAGUUCACUCCGGAGAGAAACCGUCGAGCUGAUCUGAGUGUGGAUAAAGAUUUACUCUUCAAGGGAAUCUGAUCCUAUAUCACUCUUCUCUUUCAGACACAGAACAUGACCCAAGUACAGAGCCUCAAAGGUCGUUGGUAUUUGAGUCUCAAACACUUUGCCAAGUGUACAUUUUCUAUUUUCAAGGUUUUAUUUCAAGGUUUCAAACAUUCUGGCAGACAUCUCACGACCCCCCAUUUGUGUCUU
Notolabrus celidotus (New Zealand spotty) is the source of this 1907-nucleotide messenger RNA. RefSeq names its product zinc finger protein 501-like. Bases 167 to 1693 code for a protein of 508 amino acids. The transcript is spliced from 2 exons. The record is from RefSeq and is a predicted model, not a curated record. Lineage: Eukaryota; Metazoa; Chordata; Actinopteri; Labriformes; Labridae.